AUGACCAAGCUACGGGUGCUGGGCUGGAACCCAAUGUGGGCGACUGGCGUUCGCCUCGCGGAGAUCGCCAGCUGCACACGAAAUAUGGACUUCACGCUCCUGGCUGGCACCCAGAACGUCUGCCGUGAAGCAUCUCAUGUUCUCCAGCGGCGGGUCGGUGGGCGAAUUGCCCUAGAGGCGGCAGCACAUCCAAGCUUGUACACAAACGCUAGCGCCGGCGUGUCCAUCCUUCUUGGCAUCAUGUUCGUCGUGUAUACCCCAGUCCACAAGACGUGGGCGGACGCUGCUUGGCGGCGAGGCCCGCGUUACACUCAGACGGUUGCCAAGAUGAUUCAGUGGUGGCGCACUUGUUUAUCGCAGUUGCCGACGCGCUGCCUCCCACUGUUCUACGCUGACGUCAAUGACGGACUAGGCUGCCGCAAGAUCGACGGCGACUGGACGGACUAUGAGACGAAGGCUAUUGGCAGAAUGCGUACACGAGAACGGCGCCGACUGGGCGCGGGCGAGGCGGUGGGAGAUCUACUCACGCAGCAGCACCUAUUGGCGGCCAACGCGAUGAACAGGUACGAGGCGACCUUCUUCGGCAAGGGGCCUGGGGGCCCGAGCAGUCUCAUCGAUUUCGUUUUCCUCCCACAGGGCUGGGCGUCCCACGUAGUCAAGUGCCACACGUUGCACCGAGUGGGCGCCCAGCUUCAGGACCAACCAGUCAUGGCGAAGUGGGACAUGGCAGCCCUCAUGGCGGCGGCCAAGAAUGGCGACCAGCGCGUGGACUUCGUGAACGGUGUCGCCCAAUGGUUGGACGACCACGUCGAGGAGCGCACCACGGCCCACGACCAGGACGCCCCCGAUCACACCUUUGAGCUGCUGGAGCGCUGCAUGGUCGAGGUUGGCUCCGAGUACUUCACGAAGCCGGCGGACCUCCCCGACGAAUACGCGCACUGGGCGAAGCUGAGGAGAGACAUGCUCCAGAAGAGGAUCGACAUGCGCGCCUCGCGCGCGACCGUGGACGACACCGAGCUGGAGCAGCUGGAGUACGACCUCCGCGACCUCUCCCAGCGCCUCACACUUCUUCGAAGAAGACAUGUACGUGUUGUGAGGGAGUCCUACGUCCAGGCCUCAUACGACGCUUGGGCCCAGCGGAACCUCUGCGGGGCCAUGGGCUGGGCCCGCCGUGCUGCCCGCUGUCGCUUUUCGGCAAAAAGACGGGAUGGGCGGCGUUUCGGCGGAGCUCCCAUCACGCAUGAGGAGUGGCUCGCCGUCUGGUCUCUCCCAGGCGGCGACGGCGGGGUGCAGGUCCACCCGAUCGACCUGGGCGCCUGGCGUGCCACUCGUGAUGGUUUGGACAUGAAUCAGAUUUAUGACAUGGCCCGCUAUGAGGAUCGCCCCCAGCAGUUAGGGUACAAGGAUAUUCAAC
This is a messenger RNA of Prorocentrum cordatum, 1414 nucleotides long. Lineage: Eukaryota; Dinophyceae; Prorocentrales; Prorocentraceae. The record is from the annotation of a GenBank genome assembly.